This is a messenger RNA of Ipomoea nil (Japanese morning glory), 611 nucleotides long. RefSeq names its product pectin acetylesterase 8-like. Gene Ontology annotation, molecular function: pectin acetylesterase activity. Lineage: Eukaryota; Viridiplantae; Streptophyta; Magnoliopsida; Solanales; Convolvulaceae. Bases 6 to 611 code for a protein of 201 amino acids. The transcript has 7 exons. Gene Ontology annotation, cellular component: plant-type cell wall. The record is from RefSeq and is a predicted model, not a curated record. Gene Ontology annotation, biological process: cell wall organization.
AAGAAAUGAAAACCAAACUCAUACUGCUCUUAUUAUUCUUCGUCUUUCAACUUACCACGUUAACUUCUAAUGGAGUAUAUGUUAAUCCAACAUUUGUACAGCCUGAUACGGGAGCUGUUUGCUUGAGUGGGAAACCAGCAUCAUAUUACUUUCUCCAGGGAUUUGGCAAGGGAAUUCACAAUUGGCUAGUAUUUCUUCCUGGAGGAGGAUGGUGCGCUACCCCAGGAUAUUGCAUCAAAUAUGCUAAUAAUACACCUUUUGGUAUACCAGUCUAUUUUGGUACAAUUCUGAACAAUAACAAAACAACAAAUCCAGAUUUCUUCGACUGGAAUAAAGUUGUGAUCACUUAUUGUGAUGGCUCAUCAUUCACAGGCAACUCCCAUACAAUUUACAAUGGUACCAAUCUCUACUUCAAAGGUGCUAGGAUUUUCGAUGUUGUUAUGCAAGAGUUGCUUCAAAAGGGAAUGGGAAUGGCCCAAAAUGCACUUUUGGCUGGUAGCUCUGCGGGAGGGGUUGCAGCUACACUUCAUUGUGAUCGAUUUCACAAUUUGUUGCCUAAUGCUACUCGAGUGAAAUGCUUAUCAGAUGCUGGAUAUUUCUUUCCUUCGUAA